Molecule: messenger RNA, 1740 nt
Organism: Scedosporium apiospermum
Lineage: Eukaryota; Fungi; Ascomycota; Sordariomycetes; Microascales; Microascaceae
Product: Inorganic phosphate transporter PHO84
Exons: 4
Coding region: 1-1740 (579 amino acids)
Biological process (GO): phosphate ion transport; transmembrane transport
Cellular component (GO): membrane
Molecular function (GO): phosphate transmembrane transporter activity
Source: RefSeq, a predicted model, not a curated record
AUGUCCACAAAGGCUAAGCCAGCUGUGGCCAAGACCUCUGGUGGAAACAAUGCAUUUCACAACUUCCAUAACGAUUUCGCCCACGUUGCCGACCUGAACGAACGCCGUCGACUUGCGCUCGCAGAAGUCGACAGAGCUCCGUUUGGCUGGUACCAUGUCCGCGCUUGUGUGGUCGCAGGCGUUGGCUUCUUUACCGACUCAUAUGACAUCUUUGCUGUGUCCAUGUUGACCAUCAUGCUUGGGAUUGUCUAUUUCCCCGGGAAGGGUAGCAUGCCUACCUCUUCAGACAAUGCAAUUAAGCUAUCGACGUCCGCCGGUACUGUCGUCGGCCAGCUGCUUUUCGGUUGGCUUGCCGAUGUGGUUGGUCGUAAACGCAUGUACGGCUUGGAACUCAUCAUCAUCAUCUUUGCAACACUAGCUCAGGCUUUGACAAGCGGCUCACCCUCCUGCAAUAUCAUCGGCCUCAUCAUCUUCUGGAGAGUCAUAAUGGGUGUGGGCAUUGGCGGUGACUAUCCUCUGUCUUCCAUCAUCACCUCGGAGUUUGCCACCACUAAAUGGCGAGGAGCUAUGAUGGCUGCUGUUUUCGCCAUGCAGGGAUUUGGACAGCUCGUCGCUGCUCUAGUGAUGCUGUUCGUAACCCUUGGCUUCAAGUCUCAGCUGGAAACUGCUGCCAAGACUAUCGAUUGUACUGGCUCUUGUCAAGUCGCUGUAGACAAGAUGUGGAGAACGCUGAUUGGUUUCGGCGCUGUCCCUGCUUGCAUCGCCCUCUACUAUCGUCUUACUAUUCCGGAAACGCCUCGCUACACGUUUGAUGUCGCCCGUGACGUGGAAAAGGCAAAUGAAGACGUCAAGGCCUAUAUAAGCGGCAAACGCGAGGGCUACUCAGAUGAGGUUGCUCGUGCGACAACGCACAAGGCCGCAAAAGAAACCCUCGAGAUCCCUCAAGCCAGUUGGUCUGAUUUCGUCCGCCACUAUAGCCAACGCAAGAACUACCUUCUCCUUCUCGGGACCGCCGGCUCAUGGUUCUGCCUUGACGUUGCUUUCUACGGACUCUCUUUGAAUAACGGUACCAUUCUCAGCGUUAUUGGUUAUUCGACCAGCCACGCGCAUAACGUGUACCAGUAUUUAUACAACACGGCAGUCGGAAACGUCAUCAUCGUCUUAGCCGGCGCUGUUCCUGGAUACUGGGUCUCUGUCGCAACGAUUGAUACCCUGGGACGAAAGAAGAUCCAGAUGGGUGGAUUUUUGAUUCUCACAGUCCUUUUCAUCAUUAUGGGCUUUGCUUACUACCACAUUUCGUCGAAUGGCUUGCUUGCCAUCUACGUCCUCGCACAAUUCUUCUUCAACUUCGGGCCUAAUACGACAACCUUCAUCGUCCCCGGUGAAGUGUUCCCGACCCGCUACCGAUCCACUUCACACGGUAUAUCUGCCGCCUCCGGGAAGAUUGGCUCCAUUAUCGGCCAAGGCGCCAUCUCCGUCCUCCGCACCCAUGGCGGUACCCCGGAGAACCCCAAUCCCUGGAUGGAUCAUGUCCUCGAGAUUUACGCCCUAUUUAUGCUCCUCGGCUGCCUUACUACGCUCCUCAUUCCCGAAACCGCGCGCAGGACCUUGGAAGAGUUGAGCGGCGAGGAUGACUAUUCAUCUACCGCCAUGGUGGGAACAGAGUUACCACAACUCGAGACCAAGAAGGAUGACGAUAACGGCAGUCAAGUUCCAUUUGCACAAGGGAACUAUGCCUAA